Vanessa atalanta (red admiral) is the source of this 1453-nucleotide messenger RNA. RefSeq names its product shematrin-like protein 1. The record is from RefSeq and is a predicted model, not a curated record. Lineage: Eukaryota; Metazoa; Arthropoda; Insecta; Lepidoptera; Nymphalidae. The transcript has 5 exons. The coding region runs from base 43 to 1434 and encodes 463 amino acids.
UCACGAACUUUUUCAUCUUACAAGUCUCCCAAACGCGACGAAAUGAAAGCCUUUAUCGUUAUCUGCGCUCUCGUGGCCUGCGCUUCAGCCGGUAAUGAGAAGCGUGAGAAGCGAGGCUUCCUCAGCGGCCUUCAUUCCGUUGACAGUCUUUCUUACGGAGGCUCAUACGGUGGUAUUUAUGGCAGUAACUACGGUUAUGGUGGCUACGCGGGUUACUCUGCACCCGCCAUCAGCUAUGCAGCACCUGCCAUAAGUUAUAAUGCACCUGUGAUCAGCCAUGCAGCACCUGUAAUUAGCCACGUAGCACCUGUGAUCAGCCACGCAGCCCCUGUGAUCAGCUAUGCAGCACCUGCGAUCAGCUACGCAUCACCUGUGAUCAGCCACGCAGCACCUGUAAUCAGCCACGCAGCACCUGUAAUCAGCUAUGCAGCACCUGCUAUUAGCCACGCCGUACCUGCGAUCAGCCACGCAGCACCAGCUGCCAAAGUUGUCACUGUCAACAAAGUAGUGAACUCUAAGCGUGUCGUCGAUGUCCCAGAAGUCGUGAAGGUGCGCAAAGUGGUGUCCGAGCCGCAAGUAGUGUCCGUUAACAAGAUCGUAGCCGCUCCCAGCUACAAUAUUUACAGCAACGGACUGUCCGGGCUUGGAUACGGAUCCGGCUACGAUGCCCUUUACGGUUACGGUUCCGGUUAUGGAUACGGUUCUGGUUACUCUAACGGUUGGUGCUCCGACAUCACUCAUCUCACGAACUUUGCCAUCUUACAAGUCUCCCAACGCGACGAAAUGAAAGCCUUUAUCGUUAUCUGCGCUCUCGUGGCCUGCGCUUCAGCCGGGAAUGAGAAGCGUGAGAAGCGAGGCUUCCUCGGCGGUCUCCACUCCAUUGACAGUCUUUCUUAUGGAGGCUCGUACGGUGGUGUUUAUGGCAGCAACUACGGUUAUGGUGGCUACUCGGGCUACUCUGCACCCAUCAUCAGUCACGCAGCACCUGCGAUAGGCUACGCAUCACCUGUGAUCAGCCACGCAGCACCAGCGAUCAGUUACGCCGGACCUGCAAUCAGCCACGCAGCACCUGUCAUUAGCUACCCAGCAGCUGCUUUGAGCUACUCAGCUCCAGCAAUCAGCUACGCUGCACCAGCUGCCAAAGUUGUGACUGUCAACAAAGUAGUCAACUCUCAGCGUGUCGUCGACGUCCCACAAGUGGUGAACGUGCGCAAAGUGGUGUCUGAGCCCCAAGUAGUGUCCGUCAACAAAGUAGUAGCCGCUCCUAGCUACAACGCCUACAGCAGCGGACUUUCCGGGCUUGGAUACGGAUCUGGCUACGACGCUGGUUACGGUUACGGUUCCGGUUACGGAUACGGAUCUGGUUACGGAUACGGAUCUGGUUACGGAUACGGAUCUGGUUAUGGCUCUGGUUUCUCCAACGGUUGGUGGUGAACACAAUAGAACCUGUUCA